GGGCGAGUGCACCAGGCGCUCGCUCCCUGCGGAGCGCUCCUUGCCUGCCAGAGCCUUUGCCAGGGGAUGAGGUGGGAGGCGCUAGAAACCACUUCGCUACAGCCAACCGCCCAAUGCAGCACUCGCUAGCUCCCCCCGCCAACAGAAGCGCCCGCGGAGCACAAUGCAGCACUGAGGCAGCGCCGCGGUGGAGGCUGCAGCGCCACGGCCGCCGCAGCAUCGGCCGGGGCUGGGAAGGGGCGGCCCAGGCGAGCCGGGGGACUCUGGGCGAAGGACCCGGACCAGCUGCUCGGGCAUGAGGAGCUGAGCGUCUCCAGCGAGGCGGGCUGACGGCACACCAUGCAGGCGGCGGCGGCUGCGUCCGUGCCCUUCUUGCUGCUCUGCGCCCUGGGGACCUGUCCCUCGGCGCGCUGCGGCCGGGCAGGAGACGCCUCGUUGACGGAGCUGGAGAGGAGGAACGAAAACCGCUUCCUGGAGCGCCAGAGCAUCGUGCCGCUCAGGCUCAUCUACCGCUCUGGCGGCGAAGACGAAACCGGGCAUGACGCGCUCGACACUCGGGUGCGGGGCGACCCUGGCGGCGGACAGUUGACUCAUGUUAACCAGGCAAGCUUCCAGGUUGAUGCCUUUGGAACAUCAUUCAUUCUCGAUGUCGUGCUGAACCAGAAACCAGUGGCCUUCAGUGUUUGAUUGAAAAGGAUUUUCACUUUUAUCUUUCAAAAUUCACAAAGAAGCAUUUAUACAUCAAUUCUGCGCAAGCUGUGAACAUGGAUGAAUUCUACCUGAUCAAUUUGCUGUAAAAUAAAAUUUCCCAUAUAUUAAGGAUAUACUCCAUGUUCCUACAUUUAAGAUUAUUUGAGCAGAUCUCUCCUUAACAAUAAACAAUAAAGAACUAAGGAAAAGAACUUAGGUAAUUUUGGUUAUCUCUACUUUGGGAGGCUUGAAGAAAACUUACUUAGGUUCUAAGUUGAUGGUAGUAAGGAUUUUAUGCUUCAGUAGAGAAAAAAGUGACAUUUUAAAUAGAAAGUUUUUCAGCCUAAUAAUUAAACUAACAAUACUUACAGACUCCUGCAAUAUUGCAAACAAACAAAUCCAGAUUGCAUGGGCUCAUUUUGGUUUAAAUAGCAAGGAGCUCUUUCUAGAAAUACUUGUAGGAAGAGGCUUGAUUGAAAUAGCUGCAUAAUUCCUGAGCAAAGAAAAUUUUUUUGCUGUAAUUACAUCCGUGUGGUGAUUCAUAUUCUCUUAAUUCGUAGACUGUAUAAUUCAAAGGAAAAUGUUCCCUUGAUAUUUGAAAACCUGGAAGACUCAAAAAUUGUUUUUUUAAAAAUUAUUAUUAUUAUUAUUAUUAUUAUUAUUAUUAUUAUUAUUACUGCUGCUACUACAGCUGCACAUUCUCUAAGGACUAUUUUACAUAGGAGCUUUUGAUUUCACUCAUGCUAGCUCCAAUAAUGAGGAUUUACUUAUGUGUCAGUGCUGGAGAAAGAUCCCGCAGAUACCCAGCAUCAGGGAUGGGCUGUUUUGGAUUCAGGGACCUAAGCAGUGCAGGUUUGGGGCUUUCACUUUGGUAUUCACCACUGGCACAACUCAGUUUUACUCAAGUGUCUGCCUAUUUUUUAUUUUUCUCUUUCCUCAAACAGCUGAAUGAUUUUAUUUUGAGUUUACUAGUUCAGGUUUCCAAGAGAAGGAAGCUGGUUGGCUGUGCUAAUAAACCCUGCUUCUGUAUGGUAAUUUUUCUCUCCCACUUCGGGGGAAGUUGUUUGAGACCAAUAGUAAAGUUAGGGGGCCAUCUUUUGCCAACAUCUGGCUGGUACCUUUCCUGUUUGAGAUAUGGCCUUGGAUACACAACAGGGUGGGAUUGGACGGUGGAGCCAUGCCAAGUUUUGCUCAAGGCAGAGCUUUACCACGCAGCUUCACUAUUUUGUUAGAAGCCUUUAGAAAUUUGUGAAAUAUCUGACAUAGCCAUGAUAAAAAAAAUAAAAAAAGACAACUGUCGGUUGGUUGUACACCAGCUGUUCUCUCCACCACUCUCCUUCCCUCUAAUGUUGUUCGACUCUUUCUGAGCAGUUAUGAUGUUCAUCAGAGGCCCUGGAGGAAGAGAAUGUUGAUUGUUCAAAGACAGAUGUCCUUGUCAAAGGAUUAGUUUUGGUGUGGCCAAGUAAUGUAAUUCUGGCAAAGUAUGCUUGAGAAGAUGAAAUGCUAGGGACUUGUUGUGAAGAGUUUGCCGACUUUUGAAAGAAAUACAGAGUUUCAUGGGGAUGUGAAAUACAGUCUGGGCAAUAUAGUCAAUAAUGUUGUAGAGACUAUAUAGGGUGUCAGAUGGGCACUGGACUUAUUGGAGGGGUAACUGCAUAGAAUGUGUAGAUGCCUGACCACUGUACUGUACA
Hipposideros armiger (great roundleaf bat) is the source of this 2381-nucleotide messenger RNA. Its product is annotated as disintegrin and metalloproteinase domain-containing protein 22-like. NCBI's taxonomy places the organism in Eukaryota, Metazoa, Chordata, Mammalia, Chiroptera, Hipposideridae. The coding region runs from base 340 to 687 and encodes 115 amino acids. The record is from RefSeq and is a predicted model, not a curated record. The transcript is spliced from 4 exons.